Messenger RNA from Arabidopsis arenosa, 1475 nucleotides. Lineage: Eukaryota; Viridiplantae; Streptophyta; Magnoliopsida; Brassicales; Brassicaceae. The record is from the annotation of a GenBank genome assembly.
ACAUUAAUUGGCAUCUAAAAGUAGUAUGGCUAUUCUAUUCACAGUGGUAUCACCAAAUCCACUGUCACCCACAAUCUCAUCGCUCCACGUGUCUCCUUCCCGCCACCACUUAUCAUCAAUAACCAUCCGCCGUAACAAAUCGCCGCCGGUAACACUCCCUCCACCGCGUCAUGUUUCCUCUCGAAGCCGGCGCGUGAAGGUUUUCUCACAACUACGAUUCCCUCUAAUCUCCCCCGACGAUCACUGGUCUCAAUGGGCCGCUCUAUUCGCCUCCGGAGCUUUCGGCGUCUGGUCGGAGAAGACGAAACUUGGAAGCAUGGUGAGUGGUGCGUUGACAAGUACGUUACUUGGGCUCGCCGCGAGCAAUUUAGGGUUAAUUCCGUUUGAAACGCCGUCGUAUGACUUCUUCAUGGAGUUUCUCUUGCCGCAUACGAUUCCAUUGUUGUUGUUUAGAGCUGAUCUCCGUCGUAUUAUCCGAUCUACUGGGUCAUUGCUUCUUGCAUUCUUGAUUGGAUCUGUUGCGACGAUUGUUGGGACUGUGGUGGCUUUUAUGUUAGUACCGAUGAGAUCGCUUGGUCCGGAUAACUGGAAAAUAGCAGCUGCUCUUAUGGGGAGUUACAUUGGUGGAUCCCUUAAUUUCGUUGCGAUAUCGGAGGCUCUACAGAUUUCUCCAUCUGUUAUAGCAGCGGGUGUAGCUGUGGACAAUGUCAUAUGCGCUCUUUACUUCAUGGUUUUGUUUGCGUUGGCCUCAAAGAUACCCCCUGAGACCACCUCAGCAUCUUCCCCUGAUGCUGACAUGACUAAAGAUGACGAGCUCAAGGACAAGAACAGAUUGGUUUCAACGUCGAUUGCGCUAUCAAUUUCAUUCCUGAUAUGCAAAGCUGCUAUUUCGAUGACGACGCUAUUUAAGAUCCAAGGAGGCAUGCUUCCUGCAGUAACAGCCAUCACCAUCGUCUUGGCAACUUCCUUCCCUGAUUUCUUCAAUUCUCUGGCACCUUCUGCUGAAACCAUCUCUCUCAUUCUCAUGCAGGUAUUUUUCACAAUUCUAGGAGCAACAGGGAGUGUAUGGAAUGUAAUCAACACUGCCCCAAGUAUCUUCCUAUUUGCUGCAAUUCAAGUAAUGGUUCAUCUAGCAGUGACAUUGGUUCUAGGAAAGCUAUUCUGUAUCGACAUGAAGCUACUGCUUCUUGCAUCAAACGCUAACAUCGGAGGCCCAACCACUGCUUGUGCCAUGGCAACUGCAAAAGGAUGGACUUCUCUAGUCGUUCCCGGGAUUCUCUCGGGCGUUUUCGGGGUCUCCAUAGCAACUUUUCUCGGCAUUGGAUGUGGAGUUUUUGUCCUUAAACGAUUAUAGAUUUCUAAACAGUUCUAAUGAUUGGAGGAUUCUGAAGCCACACUCCUUGUAAAUUGUUAAUUGUUCUCGAGUCUCAUUAGUUUACAUCUAUUUAUUUUUCUAAUAACCAUUUUACGAGUUA